Xenopus tropicalis (tropical clawed frog) is the source of this 4910-nucleotide messenger RNA. RefSeq names its product endoplasmic reticulum aminopeptidase 1 (gene erap1). Bases 419 to 3217 code for a protein of 932 amino acids. Gene Ontology annotation, cellular component: endoplasmic reticulum membrane; cytoplasm. Gene Ontology annotation, biological process: proteolysis. Gene Ontology annotation, molecular function: aminopeptidase activity; zinc ion binding; metallopeptidase activity. Lineage: Eukaryota; Metazoa; Chordata; Amphibia; Anura; Pipidae. The record is from RefSeq and is a predicted model, not a curated record. The transcript is spliced from 19 exons.
CAGCCGUUCAUUUUACUUCCCAUAAGUGCUAGGCGAAAGCUUACAGUGAAGGGUAUCUGUGUGAGUAGAUGAAACAUUUUGCUUCUAAUAAAUGGAAUGUGGGCAAAUCUCACAGAAUUAUAUACAUGUGUCUUUGCACUUUUCUCAUGUUAUAAACAAUCCUGUUUUCCUACGUUUGGAACUGAUCCAGCUACUGAAGAGAAAGUGAAAGUAAAUGCAGGCAGUUUGCCUGGGCCGAGGGCACUGCUACACUGAAUAUAUAUUUCUAUCCUUCAAGUCUCCCCCCCAACACACACACAUUGUGUGCAUGGGAGAAAUAGCCUUCACUUGUCGGAGCCUUACUAUACUGGAAUACAAGAGAGGCUUAAGGGUGGACUUUUAUUUUUGAGUUACCUUUAUAAACAACCAAGGAAGGAAAAUGCUGAGCACUGCUAUAAAGCCACGAAGAAUAAAGGACCUGCCAUUGUGCUUUGUGGUUGUGUAUUUAAUGUGCAUAUCUUUCAGUAUUCAGCCUGCCUUAGCUGCUAGCAAGGCUUUAGACAAUGCUGAAAUGUUCCCUUGGAAGAACCUAAGGUUACCUACAUUUGCAGCUCCUUUGCACUAUGACCUUCUAAUCCACCCUAAUCUAACCACUCUUACAUUUAGUGGCCUCACCAAGGUUACAGUUACAGUAACCCAAAAAACUAGCUUUUUGGUCCUUCAUAGUAAACACCUGGAAAUUACAAAGACAACUAUAAAGAGAAAACUUGGAAAGGAUCCAGUGCUUCAGGACCUAUUGCUGCGAGAGCACCCUGUGAAUGAGCAAAUUGCACUUCUGGCUGCUGAUCCAUUGAUUCCUGGAGAAAAUUAUACAAUCUACAUUGAAUAUAAUGCCAACCUUUCAAAGAAUUUUCGUGGGUUUUAUAAAAGCACCUACAAAACCAAAGAUGGAGAGGUCAGAGUACUUGCAUCAACCCAAUUUGAGCCAACAGCGGCAAGAACAGCUUUCCCAUGUUUCGAUGAGCCUGCCUUCAAAGCUAGCUUCUCAAUUCAGAUAAGAAGAGAACCAAAGCACCACGCUGUGUCUAACAUGCCUGUAGUGAAGACUGUGAAUAUUGGAGGGGGGCUGCUUGAGGACCAUUUUGCUGCUAGUGUGAAGAUGAGCACAUACUUAGUGGCUUUCAUUGUCUCAGACUUUAAAUCAAUCAGUCAAGUGACAAAUCAUGGAGUUAGGAUUUCCGUGUAUGCUACUCCAGAGAAGAUAGAUCAAGCAGAGUAUGCCCUGAAGGCAGCUGUAAAAUUGUUGGACUUUUAUGAAGACUACUUCAACAUUUCGUACCCUUUGCCAAAACAGGAUCUGGCUGCAAUACCUGAUUUUCAGUCUGGCGCUAUGGAAAACUGGGGUCUGACAACCUACAGGGAGUCUGCGUUGCUUCAUGAUCCAAAAACAUCAACCGCAUCGCAUAAACUCUGGGUUACUAUGAUAAUAGCUCAUGAGCUGGCACAUCAGUGGUUUGGGAAUCUGGUAACGAUGGAAUGGUGGAAUGACCUUUGGCUUAAUGAAGGCUUUGCUAAGUUUAUGGAAUAUGUUUCUGUCAGAGUUACCUAUCCAGAGCUGCAAGUGGAGGAUUAUUUCCUGGACAAAUGCUUUCGGGCUAUGGAUGUUGACUCACUGAACUCCUCUCAUGCUGUAUCUACACCUGUGGAGAAUCCAGAAGAGAUACAAGAAAUGUUUGAUGAGGUCUCAUAUGAUAAGGGUGCUUGCAUUCUUAAUAUGCUGAUGGACUACAUGGGUGCAGAAAGCUUUGAAGCUGGAAUUGUGGAUUAUUUACGUCGUUAUAGUUACCGCAAUGCUAGGAAUGAAGACCUGUGGAACAGCAUGACGGAUGUUUGCCCUUCAGAUGAGACAAACAGUGGAUAUUGUACAAAGACUCGCCAAACAUCUCACUGGUCUGAAGGUGAAAUUAUUGAUGUGAAGUCAAUGAUGAAUACUUGGACUUUACAAAAAGGUUUCCCAUUGGUGACUGUAACAGUGAAAGGGAAGUAUGUUUAUCUCCAUCAGGAGCAUUAUCUCAAAGGGAGCACUGAUACUGAAGCUUCUGGAUUACUUUGGCAUAUCCCUUUGACGUACAUCACAAGCAAAUCUAACACAGUGCAAAGAUUUCUGCUGAUGAGUAAAACAGAUGUCCUAGUCCUGGCAGAAGAGGUGGAAUGGAUAAAGUUCAAUGUGGGGAUGAACGGUUAUUACAUAGUACAUUAUGAAGGGGAAGGUUGGGAUGCACUGAUUAAGCUCUUACAGGAGAACCACACAGCUAUUAGCAGCAAUGACCGCGCCAAUCUCAUUAACAGUGCUUUCCAGCUGGUAAGCAUUGGGCGAUUGCCCAUUGACAAAGCUCUCAGCCUUUCUUUGUAUUUGAAAAACGAAGACAAAAUCAUGCCGGUGUUCCAAGGGAUGGAUGAGCUGAUUCCAAUAUACAAACUAAUGGAGAAGAGAGAUAUGCAGGAAGUAGAAAGUCAAAUGAAGAAAUAUAUUCUCAAUCUUCUGCGCAAGUUGAUUGAUGCCCAGUCCUGGACAGACGAGGGCAGCGUUUCUGAGAGGAUGCUGCGCAGCUCGCUCCUCCUGUUUGCCUGUGUGCGCCAGUACCAGCCGUGUGUGCAGAGGGCAGAGCAAUAUUUUAAGAGAUGGCAGGAGUCCAAUGGAACAAUAAGCUUGCCGCGGGAUGUCGCAUCGGCUGUUUAUGCUGUGGGGGCGCAGACUCCUGAAGGAUGGGACUUUCUCUUUGAGAAAUACAAAACGACUCUGUCCGGGAGUGAAAAGAACCAGAUUGAAUUAGCCCUGGCUAUCACUUCUCUUAAACAUAAGUUACAAUGGCUGAUGGAAGAAGGGAUGAAAGGGGAUCAUGUCAGAACUCAAGACCUCCCCCAUAUUGUUCUGUAUGUGAGCAGGAACCCAGUGGGUUAUCCAUUGUCCUGGGAGUUUCUAAAGAACAACUGGGGCAACCUGGUGCAAAAGUUUGAGCUGGGAUCGCGUACAGUUGGCGACAUGGUUGUGGGAAUCACAAAGCAGUAUUCAACUAAAGAGUGGCUGGAAGAGGUCACAGGAUUCUUUGAUUCAUUAAAGGAAAUGGGCUCCCAGCUCCGCUGCGUUCAGCAAGCCAGAGAGACGAUUGAAGAGAACAUUAGAUGGAUGGAUAAGAACUUGGAUCUUGUUAAAAGCUGGUUAGAGAAUAACAGCUAGAAGUUAUUUGUUUAAGAAUCACUGACACUGGCCUUACUAAACACAAUUGGUUUUUGCUUUAACUGGUGAAUGUCUAUUUUAGGAAAUAAGGGCUGCACUGAAACCUGGAUUUGGUUUGGUAUCUGGGCAAAUGAGCCUUUUUCAGCAGGCUUCAGAUUCCACUGACUCUAAGCUGAAUCCUUAAAAUCAAGUGACUUUUUGUCACAUGAACAAGGAGCGGUAUUUUUUAUUAUUAUUAUUCCUUCCUUACCCUACUUUAAAUAUACAAAUUAGAGUUUCAAUUCAAAUUGGGAUUUGACUGAAUCCUUUGUUCAAGAUUUGGGUUUCAGCUGACUCCCAAAAAUAGGCAAUGGAGAUGUGCCAAAAAUCAUCCCGGCUGCCUCCCAUUCACAUGUAAAGGAAACACUUUUCAGCUGGAAAACACUCUCUGUAGCAUCUCCGGGUUGAAAACUGUUCUCGUAUAAGGAAUGGGAGACAGCAGGGCUAGUUUUAUCAUCUCUUCCCUGAUAAAAAGAGCCCCAUGUGCCACAAAUCAGCAUCUGUAGCCACACAUACAAUCUUGCAAGCCUGAUUUAGGCACCCAGGCGACAAGUUUAACAUGUUGAUAUCAUCAUAGGGCCCCCACCAAUCUGAAUAUUGGAGCCAGCUGAAAUAUCUCCCCAAGCCCCUAUAUGACUGGCCAUCAUUUGGGCCUCAAAAAUGAGCUGCGAUGCUGACUCUGGAGUGGCCAAAUUGGCAGUAAAUACGCAAAUGGUUCAGUCCAGUUGUUUAGCCUUGAGGUCAAAUGACCUUAUAGUAUAAGGGAUAUGUGUGGCCUUUGUACUUCCCGCUUGGCUAAAAAGACACACACAUGCUCAUUAUGGGCACUAGCCAUGUUUACUGGUUCACUGCAUCAGAAUAAAAAUUUACAAAACAGUUGAUUGAUGGCCACACACAGGGCAGAAAUCCUGGACUCCCAGUGUAGCUUAAGUGGUCUGCAUAAGUGCAAACUCGUGCACUGUCCCUUUAUUACCCCUUCAAACAUCAGGUAGAUUGAUGAAAGCUGUAUCAUACAGGAAUAUACUAAUGUCUAAAUCACAGGCCCCUGAUACCUUAAGGCAGGAGUCCCCAACAUUUCUUACUUGUGAGCCACAGUCAAAUGUAAAAAGACUUGUAGAGCAACACAAGCACCAUAAAAGUUCAUGGAGGUGCCAAUUAAGGGCUGUGAUUGGCUAUUAGGCAGCCUCUAUACUCACUUACAGGAGGCUUUAUUUGGUAUGAAAUACUGUUUUUACUUAACCAAAAUUUGCCACUAAGUCAGGAAUUCAAAAAUAACUACCUGGUUUGGGGGCACUGGGAGCAACAUCCAAGAGGUUGAUGAGCAACAUGUUACCCCCGAGCCACUGGUUGGGGAUCACUGCCUUAAGGAGAUGGAGUAGGUUGAUGUAAAUUAGUCCACAUCUCAUGGAAAGGGUCCUGUGAGUGAGCAUGCCAACAGUGAGCUGCACGCCCAAUGAAAUUGCUGGAUAUUGUAGAAAUGGCUCUAGAGAAAUAGUGCCAUGUAUAAUACAGUACUAAAUCUAAAGUAUUCAGCUGGGGGGCUGGAAAACUAUGUGUAAAUGCUGGACAUUGUUAGGGUUUCUUUAUUUUGCUGAAAUGUGUGAAUUGUGUUAAAGAUAAUUUUGGAAUUAAAUAAAAAAUGAAAUAAAUGUAA